UCAACUUCUGGCCCUUAUAUUUGGCUUUAAGGAGAGUGAAGAUGGCAGAUUGCAACAGAGGUGAAGACUAUUUCUCUUCCCAAGGCCAUGAGGGAGCAUCAAAAUAUGGAGGACUUGCGCCAAAGAAGAAGCCUUUGAUCUCAAAGGAUCAUGAACGUGCCUUCUUUGAUUCUGCAGACUGGGCAUUAUGCAAGCAAGGUGCAGGGGAAAAUAAAAAAUCGACAGCUGCUGUAGAAACCUUGCGGCCAAAACUUCAGAGAACGCCCCAUCAACAACUACCUCCAAGGAGACCUGCUUGUGUCUCCGGCAAAGAUACCCUUGAAGAGUAAAUUGUUGAGUGCUCAAGGAGAGUUCUUUCGUUAAUCUUGGAAAGGAAGGGGAAAAAAAAGUUCCUUGGUGUGUGAUAAUAAUAAAAACAAGGAAUUUAUGUUCAUGGUACAGAUAGCUUUGUUAAUUUUUUUUGUUUUGUUUCUCUUUUUAGUUUUUCAAUUAGCUCGAUUAGAAUAAAGGGAUCUCCUUUGCACAAGAGAGAUGUUCUGAGGUGCCAUUUUGAAAAUUGUGAUGAAUGCUUUGCGUAA
Messenger RNA from Morus notabilis, 578 nucleotides. RefSeq lists its product as uncharacterized. The transcript is spliced from 7 exons. The record is from RefSeq and is a predicted model, not a curated record. NCBI's taxonomy places the organism in Eukaryota, Viridiplantae, Streptophyta, Magnoliopsida, Rosales, Moraceae. The coding region runs from base 42 to 329 and encodes 95 amino acids.